AUGACAGAACUUUUCCUCCUGGUGUCCGCUUCCAUUGAAGUAAUUUUGCUUGAUGUCUUCCUCAUCUUCAUCGUGAUGGCAACAGGCUUUUUUGGAGCGGUCAUUCCGAGCACAUAUAAGUGGGCGUACUACUUCUACGGGGGCGUCGCAUGUGCCGGUAUUACCAUUUUGCUUACGCACACAGGGUACCGGCUAGCCUCGCUGAAAGGGACAUUAAUGAAGCGGAUGUACAUCUUGUGCGGCAUUGAUAUGGCUAUCCUCUGGUGUGGCUAUGGUAUUUCCUGGGGGUUAAGUGAGGGAGGCAAUGUUAUUUCUCCCAACGGAGAAGGUCUCUUCUACGGAAUUCUGGAUCUCCUAGGAGGUCCUGUGUACGGCAUCCUCCUAAUAGUGACCGUUUAUCGGUGCCUGUGUGGAAUUGAUGAUUGA
This is a messenger RNA of Penicillium pulvis, 426 nucleotides long. RefSeq lists its product as uncharacterized. The record is from RefSeq and is a predicted model, not a curated record. The coding region runs from base 1 to 426 and encodes 141 amino acids. NCBI's taxonomy places the organism in Eukaryota, Fungi, Ascomycota, Eurotiomycetes, Eurotiales, Aspergillaceae. Gene Ontology annotation, cellular component: plasma membrane; endoplasmic reticulum. The transcript has 2 exons.